Messenger RNA from Haliotis rufescens (red abalone), 3891 nucleotides. RefSeq names its product CD180 antigen-like. The coding region runs from base 54 to 2528 and encodes 824 amino acids. Gene Ontology annotation, molecular function: protein binding. The record is from RefSeq and is a predicted model, not a curated record. Lineage: Eukaryota; Metazoa; Mollusca; Gastropoda; Lepetellida; Haliotidae. The transcript is spliced from 2 exons. Gene Ontology annotation, biological process: signal transduction.
GUCUACAUCGUACGGGGUAUGAGCGGUCGUCAUUAAGGAAUAACUUCGACAUUAUGGGGAAAGCAAACACGAUGUUUGUGUUCUCACUUCUGGUCUUUAAUCACGCCUGCAAAGCACAUGCAACAUGUGAGGUUUAUCAUGAUGCUUCAGGCAGAACCCUGGCUGACUGUAGCAAGCGACAACUAAACACGGUUCCACUGCACCUCCCAAGAAACACUGAGUCGCUUAAUCUCGAGAGCAAUUACCUCACUGAACUGAAAGACAAUACAUUCUCUCUUUACAGUUGUUUAACUGUAUUAAAUUUGUCUUCAAAUCGAAUUUCAAAACUUGAACCAAGAGCGUUUAAUGGAUUGUGGAAUUUAUCAUCUUUGGAUAUAAGUAACAACUACUUACAUGUGAACACAGAAACCUACCCUGACGGUAUAUUUGGACACUUGUGGGAUCUACAAGUCCUUAUGUUGAGACCAGUAAUGAAAGAAUACAGUUAUGGAAAAUUUCCAUCCAAUACUUUUGAACAUUUAGUUAACCUAAAACACCUACAACUCAGCUACUGGCCUAAUCCAAAUCAAUCACUUUUCUUUCAACAUUUAAAGAGUUUGAAAUCGUUAAGUUUGCUAAAUACUGACGACUGGUAUGGUGGGAUGUUAUCCAAUUCUACCUUUUUGACACUGAAAAGCACACCCCUUACAAAUUUAGUGUUUUCUGCCGAAAUUGAUUAUUUGGACGAAAAUAUAUUUUCUCCACUUUCACAAUUGAACUCCCUUUUACUCACGAACGACUUUAACGGGCGAUUAACGUUAAAGAAGGCAAUGAGAUCUUUAAAGUCAUUUUCUGGCAGGAAUAUGACCACAAUCAAUUUGCGCGGCAUUCAGGAUACACGGUGGCGUAUAGGAUCUAAUGAUGAAAUAACAAGAACCAUGAUGCUAUAUGUGUCUGAGAUAUGUGUGGACAACCUUGAUUUGUCUUGUAACAGACUACGGAUAUUUCGAACGGAUGCAGUGUUUUCUUCAACAUUUUUCAAUUGCCUGAAAAGUGUGGAUUUAACAGAAAAUCCGAUCCACGGUGAUACUGCAAUCGUCUUUAAACUUCAGAUUUUCACAAAUCUACAAGUUGUUAAGUUUGGUGAAUUGCAACGACUGGAUACUAUUGCAGAAACAAGAAGAAAGGGUAUGCGGCUAACACUUUUCACGCCUCCUAUGUUGGAAAGAUUUGAACUUUAUGCCGCAGGACAUAACAAUAUUCAUGGUGACGUCUUGCUCCUGAAUACAACAAAUCUACAUACACUUGACCUGUCGCAUAAUGGUUUGAUAUAUAUCCAGGGCUAUGUAAAAGGUCUAUGUCAUGUACGACGGUUGUAUUUAUCUCACGGAUUAUUUCACCCUUCAACGUUUGAGAACACAGAUAUCAGAUCUAGCAUAGAAGAACUAUAUGCUGACUAUACUACUUUUGGCCUGCAUUUUCUUACAUCUAAGACAUUUUUGGAUAUUCCUCAUCUCCAAAUACUUGAUCUUUCCGGACAAGGCCUUUUCCACAUAGCAAGGAACACUUUCACAAGCUUCACAAAACUGGAAUUGCUCGUAUUGUCUGAUAACACCUUUAUUUUCAUACCUGAGGAAAUAUACAGCAUGCAAAGAUUAAAACAUCUUGAUUUAUCAUUUAAUGCUUUAAGUUCAUUGUCAACUGAGGACAUGCAUGCUUUUGAUAAUAUAAUUGAGAAUAGAGACGGUUUCAAUUUACACCUAAAUGGUAAUACAUCCGUUUGUUCCUGCUUUUCUCUUGGUUUUAUAGAAUGGCUACAGACCACUAAAGUGAAUCUAGACCAUGGAGGCAACUAUUCCUGCCUGACAAAUGAAGGAUUGGCAUCAAGCACUGGAUUGUUCAACAUACAUUAUGAGUACCACUGGAGAAAAUGUAUAGGACAGCGUUGGUUUACAGUUUCCAUUGGAUUAUUUCUUCUACAGAUCAUAUCAAUUAUUUCAGCUUUUCUUUUAAAAAAAUAUUCACCUAAAAUUGAAUACUUUCUGCUGAAUACAUUUGGGUACAACAGUACUGAACCUCCGAAGAGAAAAGAUUUCAUGUUUGAUGCUUACAUCAUCUAUGAGAGUUCAGAGUAUCAAUGGCCAUGUCUAUGUCUGUUUUCGCGGCUACAGGAGCGAGAGAAUAACAUCAGACUAUAUCUGCCUGACCUACACGAGCCGUUUGGAUGGCCCAAGGCAGAUGCUAUCAUCGAGGCCCUGAGUGACAGCUGGAAAGCUGUCAUUGUCAUCUCCGAAAGGACCUUCACAGAUGAGUGGACAUACUUCACAAUUAUUUCUGCUGUGAGACUCUUUUCUGCCCACAAUGAUAUCACAGGACGGAUUAUUCUCCUGUAUAAAGACGUAUCCCCUCAAGUGAAGGCAAGAGUACCGCUGGUGUUGCUGAAUGUUGUACCAGAGGAGCACAUAAUAGAUGUCAGUGAUGGAGUUGAGUUUUGGUCAACACUACGACAACUAAUAAUGGAGGAGAAUGCAUCUGCUAUUGCAUUUUAACAGCCUUUAUAAUUGAUUUCCAAUGAAAAUAUUUAUACAUCUCUUAUCAGUCUGUAAGCACCUGAUGUCACUUAUUAAAUACAACUCUUAUUAUGCAUACUAUAUUUAUGAAGAUAGCUAAUAAUGUAGAAAGCUGAUGAUUAAUGUUGACUCCUAUAUCACGGCUCAUCAGCAUUAUAUAAAGAUACCUGGAAAAAUGUUAAGCGCCCCAUGCUACUUUGGCAAAUCUAUGGCAUUAAAAGCUGGAACAUGUUCUAUUUCCUAAAAGACUAAAUCUUUGUUAAUUUACUCACAAAGAGCACUUGUUAAAGCACCCUUCAUGAAAGUUUUGAAAAUGGUAUUCAUAAUGGUGGACAUUUCACUGUGUGUAUUAUUGCCAAAAUUGGUAUGGAGACAAUUGUAGCUGGUACGUUGUUGCUAAAAAUGGCCCCAACAUGACUUCCUUUGACGAGACUAUCAACAGCGCGUAAAACCGCCGGGGUUUGCUUUUCCCGGUGCAAUAAUGCCAAUUCCUGAAGAUUUGCUACUGAUGGGUCCAGUUUCAGUAUGGGCCCGAGGAUUUCCAAGAUGUGUCUAGAUCUGGACUGAUGAAGGUCCAGGGGGAGGUCGUAACAGUGUUCUGCGGUAGAAACUCAGUUAUAGUAUUUUUUUUAAUUAACGGUAUGGUCUCGCGUUGUCGUCCAUGCACACGGGUCUGGUAGCCAGAAGGUGGGUACAAAAUCUGGUAAAACUAUCGGAUACAGGAUUUGACACCUGUCACCAACCAGAGUCCCUGUGCAGUGACCAUGUCCAGCUUGUAGAAAUGGGACAGACGGUCCCACAUCAUGACUGAUCGUCCACCAAAUUGUACUUUUGGAAGAAUGUUCCUUGGCGUGUAUGUCUUCUUUCUUUGCCAUCAGACCCAAAUACGCUCAUAUGUGACACAAAAGAAGAACCUGAUUUCAUCCGACUUGUGAAUCUCCCCCGAUAUCCUCCAUGAUUUCACAACUUACCUAUGGAGAAUUGUUCAUGUCCUUACCAAAUUGAUUCUAUCAAUAAUUAUUACAUUCAAGGUCGCGCGACCUUUUCAGGGGGUGCUCAACGUUUUUUCCAGGUUAAAAUACACGCCUAUGCACAUUUUGUAUAGUUGUUCAUGUUUUAAUUCAAUAUAUCAUUGUAAUCUUUAGCUAGAGAUUAACGUAUCAAUUUAUAGUUGAAUGGCAGGAGGGCGAAUAUCUGUAAAGUGUUUGAAUAUCAAAAUCAGAGUUGUUUGAAAACGCUUUCAGGUGGGAUUAGUAUUAGUAUCAGUUUGUUCCUAUUGUUGAGACUGCUACAUUGUAAUGUUAUCUUGAUUUGAUGUAUAUAAAAAGUAUUGUUGAUCAGC